AAGCAAUUGAAACGUAAAAUGAAGGAAAUGACUGAGAUGAAUAUUGGGCUGAAUAAAGAUUAUUUUCAUGCAAAAAAGAAAAUCCGUACACUGACCUUUGAACGAAAUGAUUUAUCAGAUACGGACGACGAUUUGGAUAUUGCCACAUUCUCAAAUUCGAUCGUUGCCAAAUCCAAAAUUCUAAAGCGAUUGGCUGUAGUUAAACCGGACAUGGCAACGACGACUGUAUCUUCUGCUCCCAAACGAACCAAGUUGACUCGGAUGUCUGUCAAAACGCGUCGUGUUCAACCCAUUGAUCGAGAUAGUCAGGGCAAUCCAAAACUGCCUCAACAAAUUGGUGUCUUGACGGUAUUAAACUUGGGUACCAUUGUCACUGACAGACCUACUUUUCAUAACGAGCGAUAUAUAUUCCCAGUAGGUUACACCGUAAGCAGGACGUAUCCCAGCAUGAUUGAUCCUCAUAGUAAUACAGUCAUCACAUCAACGAUUGUGGACGGUGGUGACGCGCCACGAUUUCAUGUAGUGGCAGCUGAUAUGCCACAUGAACCGAUUAUUGCCAACUCUGCUACAGGAGCAUGGACUGUGGUGGUUCGCCGAUCCAACGAGAUUCGCCACCGUGAUCAUUCGAAUUCGGCCAGUGGACCUGAUUAUUAUGGGUUUAAACAUCCCACCAUUGCCAACUUGAUUCAAGAUUUACCCGGUGCUAGAGAUUUAAAGCAAUAUGUUUGGCAGACCUUUGAAGAGAUGGAACCACGUGCCGCCAAAGGUGUGAUGGCUGCAGCAGAAAAAAAGAGAGGUAAUCUGGAACAGAUGGGAAGUGCCAAUAAGAAACUACCUGAAGAG
Messenger RNA from Mucor mucedo, 843 nucleotides. Its product is annotated as F/Y-rich N-terminus-domain-containing protein. The annotation marks the transcript as partial. NCBI's taxonomy places the organism in Eukaryota, Fungi, Mucoromycota, Mucoromycetes, Mucorales, Mucoraceae. The transcript is spliced from 4 exons. The record is from RefSeq and is a predicted model, not a curated record. Gene Ontology annotation, cellular component: nucleus. Gene Ontology annotation, biological process: regulation of cell cycle.